Plasmopara halstedii is the source of this 204-nucleotide messenger RNA. RefSeq lists its product as uncharacterized. The transcript is spliced from 2 exons. The coding region runs from base 1 to 204 and encodes 67 amino acids. The record is from RefSeq and is a predicted model, not a curated record. NCBI's taxonomy places the organism in Eukaryota, Oomycota, Peronosporomycetes, Peronosporales, Peronosporaceae.
AUGUCCGCGAGAUCCGUUCUAAAGACACCUGCUUGUCCACUAAAGGCGAAAAUUGACGCUCGUGCUGUGCAACGAACUGCUUUUGUAAGAUGGAUACACAUGCAUAAUCUCAUUUAUGACAUCAAGCAGUUCCUUAUUCGCGAAGCAUGUCCAUCAAACCUCAAAGCUCAGUUAUGCGCUUGUGAUCACGAUCCAGUCAUUUAA